GAAUGUUCCCAACUGCCUUUAUUCUCAUACAUCUUCAAGCAUUUAAACCUCUUUCAUCCCAUCCUAAUUCUUUAAGUAAAAAAUCACGUGCUCGCUAGAGUUAGCAUCGCGCUAGUAUCUACGCUAAUCCUAAUAUACAUUUCCAAAUAUCUAUAUAAGAAUUCUUCUCCUCCAAUAUUUUCUCUAUCCUUUAUCUCCUCGACCAAGUCAAACCACCUCUUGUUGAAUUCGAAAAUUUUGCUAUCCUCGAAAACGGUGACACGAUCUUCAAAUAUGCCUUUUCACGGUAUACAUAUCCCUCUCAGGGGAAGUAGCUACACAAAAGUCGACAUAUAUCGUCCAAGAGAUCCGGCAGAUAUGCACACCCUAUUUGAACCAGCACCAAAUGCGAGUGACCGUUUGAAAGAUCUUAUCGUUAUAUGGAAAGAGAUACGAGAGGAAGUUCGGACUUGCGAGUUACAUCUGGUCCCUGGAAUCAUCUACCAUCACCUCCUCGAAGGCUUAGAGACGCUUGAUGCUACAUUCAGAGUCUGCCGAGAUGCAUGGGGAUGUGGAAAGAACUCACCACAAGAAAUGAACCAACACCGAAUAAAGAUAGAUAGCUUGUUCCAAUUAACAGUGAUUACGAACGGAGUAAUCAUGAACAUUGCUGAAGAACACGAGUUAAGAUGUCUUGAAAUUUUGAAGGAGGGCUCAAGUAACUUCCACUUGAUUUCCAAGAAGUCACGAGACCGAAAGACUCAACAGAUUAAGUACCUAACAGAGAAGCCUUUCAAUGCUCUAUUCAUCGAUAAACAAGUUCUUAAGGUUGCCAGAGAUGAACAGUAUCUUAUCAAUCAUAUCCCAGGAGUUAUGGUUCCAGAAAUUGAUGGUGAUUUGAUUCAGCAAUGCAACUUGACAGCCGAUGAUUUAGUUAGAGUUGAAACCCUUCCCAUUUGCCCCAAGGAUUCAUUAGGCGGCGUUGGUUUCGAAUGGGCUCAAGGUACUGGUGAGUUCGAGAAUGCAUCCGAAGGGUACAGAAUGAGUGAUUGGUUUCGCGAAGCUUUUACACCUGUCAUGGAAUCCAACUUCAAUGGAUGGGGAAGUUUUUUGAGUGCCCUUUUGAAUGAUGACAUCGCUCCUGACCUAACGCCAGGUCGAACUCCAUUCGUUUCGAGAUUAUUAAACACUUAUUUUCGCUAAAUAUGCACACUCAAAAUCCCAUGAAUUUGGGGAAGGGGUUCAUAUCGCUUUUGAUAUUUAUCGUGGUUCUUUGACAACAAUUCCAAUACAAUCGAAUCGAGAUGCAUGGGUUUUCGCACUGGAAUUUAUUACACGGAUGGCAAAGUUAGAUGAGAUUUGGGUGGUUAGAUGCAUGGUUUUCAAGAUGGAAUUUUUCAUAUAAAUGGCAAAGUUAGCUAGACGAUCGCAUAUUUACCAAAAGGUGGCUCGUUAGCUAAGCCUUCCAGGAAUUUAAUACUACA
Molecule: messenger RNA, 1463 nt
Organism: Botrytis cinerea B05.10
Lineage: Eukaryota; Fungi; Ascomycota; Leotiomycetes; Helotiales; Sclerotiniaceae
Exons: 4
Coding region: 274-1182 (302 amino acids)
Source: RefSeq, a predicted model, not a curated record